Messenger RNA from Gastrolobium bilobum, 549 nucleotides. Its product is annotated as glyoxylase I 4-like. The transcript has 3 exons. NCBI's taxonomy places the organism in Eukaryota, Viridiplantae, Streptophyta, Magnoliopsida, Fabales, Fabaceae. The coding region runs from base 46 to 549 and encodes 167 amino acids. The record is from RefSeq and is a predicted model, not a curated record.
AUUUUCUGUCUGAUUCACAAAAGAGAAAAGGGAAAGACAGAAAGAAUGGCCAAUCCCCUGCAACUGAAGUCAUUGAAUCAUAUCUCAUUGAUGUGUGGAUCAUUGGAGAAGUCCGUUGAUUUUUACGUGAACGUUCUUGGGUUCUCUCCUAUUAGGAGGCCUAGUUCGUUAGACUUCAAUGGUGCAUGGUUAUACAAUUAUGGCAUUGGCAUACACCUCCUUCAAUCAGAAGACCCAGAAGGCAUGCCCAAGAAUGUUCACAUUAAUCCUAAGGACAACCACAUUUCUUUCCAAUGUGAAAAUAUAGCAGCAGUGGAGAAUAGACUGAAGCAAAUGAAAAUAGAGUACGUGAAGAACAUAGUAGAGGAAAAUGGGAUCUAUGUUGAUCAGCUAUUCUUCCAUGACCCAGAUGGCUCGAUGAUUGAAAUCUGCAACUGUGACAACAUCCCGGUAGUACCUUUAUCAGAGGGGAAUGCGUGGUCUUGCUCGCGCUUCAAUUGCAACAUUCAAGAUCGGCAGCAGCAGAUUCAACAAAUGAUUCCAAUGUAG